ACAAAUCACUCUGCAACGAGCGUAGGCGAACGCCGUAUUGGUUAAAGUUAGCUGGCCAGGGGAUUCCGUUCCUUUCAACUGUAGAAACCUUAGGUAUUAGCAUUCGUAGGAUUCUGUAGAGAGGUGGCACAGCCUCUGCAACCAGUACUUUUCUUUCACGUUCCUACUUCUGAAACUUCCAUAACGCAAAACAAGUUCCGAGUUCCGAGAAGCAGUUCAAUUUAGGAGAAGAUUAUUACCAUUGCUCACUGGUUUCAAGAAUUGUUCAAAGUGUCUCAAACAACAGUAUUAGCGGCUGCGCCUCAGUAUGCUGAGGGACCUCCUGUCAAGAUGCGCAACUGGACGUGGACUCAGGUAUUUACCACCCUGACAGUGUCCAUGUGUUCCAUGAUGAUCGGAUUCGUAACUGGAUACACUUCGCCUGCCUUAAUGUCCAUGACAACUUCCGAACAUUAUCUUCCACUGUCAAGACAAGAGCAAUCAUUGGUAGGAAGCCUGAUGCCACUCCUGGCUUUGUUUGGUGCAAUGGUCGGAGGUCCUCUGAUGGAUUUAUUGGGACGAAAAAUCACCAUUAUUGGAACUGUUGCGCCUUUUAUAGCAGCUUGGCUGUUGAUAGCAUUUGCUUCUGGUGUUGAAAUGGUCUAUGCUGGUCGAUGCAUUUCUGGCUUCUGUGUUGGCGUUGCGUCAUUGUGCAUUCCCGUUUACCUUGGGGAGACUGUUCAGCCAGAAGUGAGGGGAAGACUCGAGUUGAUGGCUUCAACAAUUGGAAAUGCAGGUAUCCUUCUAAGCUUUGUGGGUGGAAAAUUUAUGGACUGGUCGAAGCUGGCUCUAGUUGGCAGUGUCGUCCCUGUGAUUAUUUUUGUUUGCAUGCUGCUCAUACCAGAGACGCCAAGAUGGUAUAUUUCAAAAAAUAAAGUUACAGAAGCCCGUACUGCUCUGGAGUGGCUUCGAAGCAAAGAAGCGAACAUUGAUCUGGAGCUUAAUAACAUUCGAGAAAGCCACAGCCAGUCCGUAAAGGACACUGGAAACACGUGGGAGCUGUUCAAGAAGCAUAACUUAAAACUUCUUUUUAUAGCCAUAGGGCUCAUGUUCUUCGAACAAAUGAGUGGAAUAGAUGCAGUUAUAUACUAUACUGCAUUGAUAUUUAAGGCUUCUGGAAGCACUAUUGAUGAUAAUCUAAGUACAAUAAUUGUUGGCGUAGUGAACUGUACCUCAACCCUCAUCGCAACCUUUUUAAUUGACAACCUUGGACGAAAAAUUUUACUGUACAUAUCAGCAGCAACCAUGACCGUGUCACUGACAGUACUUGGCACAUUCUUCUAUAUGAAGGACUCGGGAUACGACGUCACAGAAUACGGCUCUAUACCACUUACCAGUUUUGUAUUUUUCGUGGUUGGCUUCUCUCUUGGAUUAGGUCCAGUGCCUUGGUUAAUGCUUGGAGAAAUCCUUCCAGCGAAAGUUCGAGGACCUGCAGCAUCGCUGGUUACUGUCUGCACUUGGGGAUUCGCAUUCAUAGUUACAAACUCCUUCUUGCAUGUUAUCAAAAUUUUGGGCACAUGUGGGACAUUUUGGAUGUUUGCCUGUAUCUGCUUCAUUAGCAUUGUAUUCGUAUUUUUUUAUGUGCCUGAAACUAAAGGCCAAAGCUUGGAAGAUAUUGAAGAAAAACUAAGAAGAGCCCAUAAUCCGGUUUAUUCUAGAGGUAACUCCAUUUUACAAGAAAUUCAAUGAAACGAUUUUUCAAAUUUAAAAGCAUACUAUUAUUCUCAUUAUUGUAAAACAAAUUUUAUUUAUUGGACAAUAAGGUCAAUAGAAUACAACCCUACUUAAGUGAACACAUGUAACUUACCCAUUAUAUUUUGGAAAUAUGUGGCUUAUUUAAUGGACACUUGAUAACAUAACAAAAAAAUGUCAAAUAAAUGCAAAAUAAUUAAUUUAAUGUGACAAUUUGUGAAAAUGUUUAAAUUGUUAAUAUUUGUAUGAUCUUCUUGAUGCUGUAGUUAUUAUAUUCGGUAAACUGAUUAAAAAUAUUUGAUAGAUACAAUUUUUGUAA
Molecule: messenger RNA, 2050 nt
Organism: Bacillus rossius redtenbacheri
Lineage: Eukaryota; Metazoa; Arthropoda; Insecta; Phasmatodea; Bacillidae
Product: facilitated trehalose transporter Tret1-like
Exons: 8
Coding region: 331-1728 (465 amino acids)
Biological process (GO): carbohydrate transport; transmembrane transport
Cellular component (GO): membrane
Molecular function (GO): sugar transmembrane transporter activity
Source: RefSeq, a predicted model, not a curated record